Messenger RNA from Rosa chinensis, 4155 nucleotides. RefSeq names its product pentatricopeptide repeat-containing protein At1g06143. The record is from RefSeq and is a predicted model, not a curated record. Gene Ontology annotation, molecular function: RNA binding; protein binding. Gene Ontology annotation, biological process: RNA modification. Lineage: Eukaryota; Viridiplantae; Streptophyta; Magnoliopsida; Rosales; Rosaceae. The coding region runs from base 70 to 1827 and encodes 585 amino acids. The transcript has 10 exons.
UACUUCAGUCAAGUUGCACCUCCUUGCAUGUGUCACAACUUUUGAGUUUGGUUACUUGCGUCUUGGGCAAUGAUUUUGAAUCGCGUGAGAUAUUAUUCAACUAACUGUUUCCCAACCCCAAAACCUCAUCUUCAACCACCCAAAACCCUCUCGGAGAACCCACCUUCCAUAGUUGAUAGGAUCAAGCAAUGUCGUACUCAAACAGAGCUAGAACAGAUAUGUGCUUCAAUGAUGAAGACCAAUACAAUCCAAGACUCCUUCUUUACCAACCAACUCAUCACCGCCUGUUCCUCUCUUUCCCGCCUAGACCACGCAGCUUUAGCCUUUUCCCACAUCCAAAACCCAAACGUCUUCGUCUACAACGCAAUGAUCAAAGCCUUUGUUCACUGCGGACACCCAUUUCAGGGUUUAGGCUGUUUCGUCAAUAUGUUGAGGAACGGGGUCUUCCCUACCAGCUAUACUUUUCCGUCUUUGAUCAAGGCUUGUGCCUCGGUUUCUGUGAUGGGUUUUGGAGAAGCUGUACAUGGCUGUGUUUGGAAAAGUGGGUUUGGUUCACAUGUGUUUGUGCAGACUGCUUUGAUUGAUUUGUAUUCGAAGCUGGGACGAAUUGGUGAAGCGCAGAAGGUGUUCGAUGAAAUGCCUGAGAGGGAUGGUUUUGCUUGGACUACAAUGGUUUCUUCUCAUGCUCGUGUAGGGGAUAUGAGGUCGGCGAGGGCAUUGUUUGAUGUGAUGAUGGAAAGGUAUAUAGCUAAUUCGGCUACUUGGAAUACUAUGAUCGACGGCUAUGCGAGACUUGGUGAUGUGGAGUCUGCAGAGUUGUUGUUUAAUCAAAUGCCAACCAGGGAUUUGAUCUCGUGGACAGCUAUGAUCAAUUGUUAUUCUCAGAAUAAGAAAUUCGGGGAAGCAUUAACAGUGUUUAAUGAUAUGAGGUUGAAUGGGGUCAGUCCUGAUGCGGUGACCAUGUCGACUGUUAUUUCGGCUUGUGCUCAUCUCGGAGCUCUAGACUUGGGGAAAGGGAUUCACUUUUACGCAACGCAGAAUGGGUUUGAUCUUGAUGUUUAUAUUGGGUCUGCGUUGAUUGAUAUGUAUGCAAAAUGUGGCACAUUGGACAGGGCUCUUGUUGUUUUCUUUAACUUGAGGGAUAAGAACUUGUUCUGUUGGAAUUCAGUGAUUGAAGGGCUUGCAGCUCAUGGAUAUGCCAAAAAAGCACUAGCAAUGUUUAGCAAGAUGGAGAGAGAGAAGAUAAAGCCAAAUGGGAUUACUUUUAUAAGUGUUUUAAGUGCCUGCACUCAUGCCGGGCUUGUUGAAGAAGGCCGUAGGAGAUUCUUAAGCAUGACCCAAGAUUAUUCCAUCUCUCCUGGAGUUGAACACUAUGGAUGCAUGGUGGAUCUAUUAAGCAGAGCUGGCUUGCUCGAAGAUGCGUUAGAGUUGAUAAGAAGCAUGAAACUAAAACCAAACUCUGUUAUCUGGGGUGCCUUGUUGGGUGGAUGUAAACUUCAUAGAAAUCUGGAGAUUGCUAAAGUUUCAGCCAAUGAAUUGAUGGUAUUGGAGCCAGAAAAUAGUGGGCAUUACAACCUUAUAGUUAACAUGUAUGCCGAAGUCAAUCGAUGGGGAGAAGUUGCAGACGUACGAGCAAUUAUGAAGCAACUGGGAGUAGAAAAAACAUCUCCUGGGUCCAGUUGGAUUGAAAUUGAAAGAAAAAUCCAUACGUUUUCAGCAUCUGACAAAUCUCAUGCAGCUUCUGGUGAAAUUUACUUGUUUCUUGCAGAAUUAUAUGAGCAGCUGAAGCUUGAUGUUUAUCUUCCUGAACUUGGCUCUGACUUGUAGAAGUCCAGUAUUUAAGUGUGAAAUCGUCAUCCAGAUAGUAAUGACUGAUGGGAUGGAAAGUGAAGAAAGUAGUAUGCACGCGUGAAAGUCACUUAUUUGCAGUACUAAGAAACUAGGAGAAAGCUUCAGGUUGAAUGCUGAUCCUCAGAGCCAUACUAGAGACAGAAGUCUUGGCUGCACCCCAUGGGAGAGAACAUGGUUGAAUACAGUACAGUUGUAAUACUUUAUGACACAAGUUUCAGAUGAAAUAUGGUUUGAGAAACAUAAGCAAGAAAUCCCAUGGGUGGGCUCAUCAUGAAUUAGGUUGGGGUGGCUGGUGGUGUUGACAUCCGGCAGAAAAUGCUUGUUUUAUGCCUUGGGGUAGUGGCCACAGCUCGUAUUCAUUUAGUAAUUCUACACCUUCUUCAUUCUUGGACCUCACCUUACUAGACUACAUGCUAAUCCAUGCUUCGGGGAUUGGAUUGCAUGGCUCCAAUAUAGGACAUCUGGUUUUGACAAUUCAAAACCACCAGAUUUUCCACAGGGCAGUCACUAGCAUGGCCUCAGUGCAGUCUGAAGUUAGGCAGUGCAGAGCUACCGUGUUGAACAUUAACUCUGUAAUACCCGGUAUAUUCUCUGUAGAGGGUGUCCCUGUAUAUUGGCGGAUUGAACUCAGAUGGAAGCUCCUUUAUAGGUCCAUAUGGCUUGACAUGUUUGUCACUAUCCACGGGAACGAAGAAAGACGCAACUGAUAUAUGUGGCUUCACAAGUGAGGAUGUAUUGAAGACAAAACAUGUAAGAACAGAGCACAGUUACCUGCAUAAGUCACCAAGAUUUGCUACAAAAGCUCCAUUCACUGGUGGCACAUCAACCCAUUGAUCUUUAUGGAAGACUUGGAGGCCCCCAAUCUCGUCCUGCAGAACUAAGUGCCCCAAAGUCCCAAUUAUCAUCAACGGCUCUGCAGAAUAGUGUCUCUCCAAUCUGCUCCUGAUUUUGCACACAAUUUCGGAUCUCCACUGCCAUUAAAGUUGACCUGCUUCUUAAGUUCUUAAAGUCACAAAAGUAGAGCUCCAUCUUGUCUUCUGGGGCCUGCUCAUGGAAUCAACGAAUACUAUCAAGCAUCUCCUCCAUAGCAGCAAGUGGAACUCCAUGGUUAACUAUUUGAAAGAAUCCCCAUGUUUCACAUGCAUCUUUAAGUGCAUUGACCAUUUCCUCUAGACUGUGAUCAUUCCCCAUGCCUUUGAGAUCAAUGACUGGGAUCUGAAGUUUGACACCAUUUUCUGGUGUUGUGUACUUUACAGUCUCUGGUGGGUGGAUGAAGAUUCUGGGAAUCUUGGUGACCCCGGAGUCUGCAAGACCUUUGACACCUAUUUUGAGGUCAUCAAACGCACACAAUUCUUUUUCUUUUUCUGCAAUGCAGUCUGCAUCUGCCAUCUUAUUUGUUGGUUAGUUGAAAGUUUUUGGCUUGAUCUGCUUGAGAUGGUGCGUAUGGCUGUUGAAGGUGAACAAGGUUUCACAAGCUGAAGCUUGAUCUGCAUCUUCCUGAACUUUGCUUUAUUUAUAGCCGUCCACUUAGAGAUUGUGAAGUUCUGUCAAGACCAAAGUUAUUCGGCAAAGUAACACCGAGAGAGUAGGAAAAAGCUUCAGGCUGAAUGAUGAUGCCACAGAGACGCUAGAGCUAGAAGAUAAGCAUAUGCUUUGGCUAAACCCCAUUGGAAAACAUGGUUGAAUGACAUUUAGUGAAAGGACCAAGGUGGUUGUGAUGCUUUAUUAAAAUAUAUUCAAGAGGAAUGUUGGGUGUGAGAGACAAUAAGCAAGUUAAAAUCCCAUCGAAGGGUGCACGACUACAAGCUAGUCGAUAUAUCUGGAAAAGGAUAGUAUAGCUCUCAUUAGGAGCAAAGAAAGAUGCAACUGAUAUUCGUGGCUUGACAAGCGGGGUAGCUAGCACUCUAUGUUCCACACUAUUGAACUUGUUAUUAGUAAUGAGCUGUUUACAAGCAGAAGGAAAGAAAUUUCAUUCUCCGAUGGAAAAAAAAAAAAAAAAAAAAACUGUAGAUAUAAAGAUGUGAGACGGAUGUGUUGAAGCAAAUAUUUAAGAACAGAGAAGUACCUGCAUAAGGUCACCAAGAUUUGCUACAAAUGCUCCAUCCACUGGCGACACGUCAACCCAUUGAUCCUUAUUGAGAACUUGGAGCCCUCCAAUCUCGUCUUGCAGGACUAAGAAUGAUUCAAGGCUCUAGUAUAGCAUAGGCUCUGGAGCUAUAGAAAUACCUGCACACUUGAGGCAGUGCUUCAAAGUCCCAUUUAUCAUCUACGGCUCUACAAGAUAAGGUGUCUCUCCAAUCUGCU